GGAGCUCAGGACCCGUUGCCAUGUCGAACCCCCCAUUGGGAUACAGCAGCCGGUCGCUGCAGCGGACGUCCACCCUCCGCACGCUGCCGCGUUCCUUCUCCAUCAGCACCAUGUUGCUGCCGGACGAGCCGCGGCUGGAACUGGAUGCGCAGGGCAGGGCAGCGCGCAACCAGGAGAAGGAAGAAAUCAAAGGGCUGAACAACCGCUUCUCCGAGUUGAUCGGACAGGUCCGGAAGCUGGAACAGGAAAAUCAGGUGCUGCAGACACGCUGGGAGCUCCUGCAACAGGGAGACACCUACAAGUCCAACGCUGAUAGGAUUGUCAACCUCUUCUGCGGCAAGCUUAGGCAGCAGCUGUCUGAUUUAGAAAGGGAGCGAGACCGACUGAAGGAACAGAUCACCCAUACGCAACGGAUGGUUGAUGACUUUAAGCAAAAAUACGAGGAUGAGAUUAAUACCCGCACAACGAUGGAGAACGAGUUUGUCAUCCUCAAGAAGCAAGUGGAUGAAUCGUACUUCCAGAAGGUGGAGCUGGAAUCCAAGCUGGAAUACCUCAGCAACCUGAUCGAGUUUCUGAAGCAGCUGUAUGCCGAGGAAAUCCUGGAGCUUCAGUCCCAGAUUCAGUCGGCAGCCGUCACCUUGACGGUGAGGAACAAUCGACAGCUGGACAUGAGGAACGUAAUUGAGGACGUAAAGCGGCAGCAUGCAGAAAUCACUGCCAGGAACAAGGCCGAAGCCGAGGCCUGGUACCAGAAAAUGCUACAGGAUUUGGAGAAUGACAAGGUCAAACAGAAUGAAGACCUGCGUUACACCAAGAACGAGGCCGGCGAACUGAACCGCAGGCUACAGAGGCUGAAAUCGGACAUUGACGGGCUUCAGAAUCAGCGAGUGGCUCUGGAGGCGAACAUCAUGGAGGCAGAGGACCGGGGGCAAAUGGCCAUCAAAGAUGCCAAGAAUCAUGUCAGUGAACUGCAGGAUGCCCUGCGCAAGGUGAAGACGGACCUGGCGGACCAGGCUCGCGAGCACCAGGAGCUACUCACCUCCACCAUGGCCCUUGACAUGGAGAUUGCCACCUACCGAAAACUCCUGGAUGGAGAGGAGGAGAGGGAUGGUAUUCCAAACAAUGGGACUGUCCGGGUGGUCAACGCCGUACCUAGCCUGAGGGCAAUGGGAACCAGAACAUAGCUGAGAAUCAAUUAAUAAGACGAAUACCACGGGAGGUGUUGUAAGGAACAGGCCAGUGCACACAUGAGACCACCGCCUCCUUGCCAACGCCUCAGUGAGGUCGUCAUGAGAACCCACUCAAUCUCUAACGCUGGGUCACACACGAGAAGAUCCAGUAACUGCGCUCAAAGCCAUGCUCAACGCUCACUCCCUGCCUUUCAUGCAAUCUUUUACUCUAAACUAAUCUGAUCAGAUCUCCACCCCCAGCACUGCUACCCCAUUCACCCACAUCCUUAUCGCCAACCCCCCAAUCUGACCUCCUUUUGCCCACACAACACAUGCCACACAACCUCUUCCUUACUGAGCCCCCUCCCUCCAUCCCUCAAACUGUGGGUCUGCCAUCCCUCCAUCCCUCAAACUGUGGGAGCCCCUCCCUCCAUCCCUCAAACUGUGGCAGCCUCCUCCUUCCAUCCCUCAAACUGUGGCAGCCCCCUCCUUCCAUCCCUCAAACUGUGGGUCUGCCAUCCCUCCAUCCCUCAAACUGUGGGAGCCCCUCCCUCCAUCCCUCAAACUGUGGGUCUCCCCUCCCUCCAUCCCUCAAACUGUGGCAGCCCCCUUCCUCCAUCCCUCAAACAGUGGGUCUUCCCUUCCUCCAUCCCUCAGACAAUGGGAGCUCCAUUCCACCAUCCCUCAUCAGUGGGACUCCCCUCCCUCAAACUACAGGAUCCCUCUGGUCUCCUCUCUCUGCCUACCUUGACCCAUAGUACAAACUCGGCCUCCCUGUUCCUCGGUUCCCUCCCCCAGUCUCCCCACCCUCCACCCUCCUCAGUGCUGUGUGCUUGAUAUUCCUUGAGGCUCUCUGAUUGGUGCCUCCUGUCCCUUCCAUUCUGCAGCUUCGGACUGAACGCUUUUGGUGAAAUGUUGCCUUCCUGACAGAGAAAUGUAUUUAUCAUUGGUGGGUCGUGGAUAAUAAAGAAUUUGG
Molecule: messenger RNA, 2145 nt
Organism: Mobula hypostoma (lesser devil ray)
Lineage: Eukaryota; Metazoa; Chordata; Chondrichthyes; Myliobatiformes; Myliobatidae
Product: keratin, type II cytoskeletal 8-like
Exons: 8
Coding region: 21-1184 (387 amino acids)
Biological process (GO): keratinization; intermediate filament organization
Cellular component (GO): keratin filament
Molecular function (GO): structural constituent of skin epidermis
Source: RefSeq, a predicted model, not a curated record